GGACACAGCGGGGCAGGAGAGAUACCAGACCAUCACCAAGCAGUACUACAGAAGGGCCCAGGGUAUAUUUUUGGUCUAUGACAUCAGCAGCGAGCGGUCUUACCAACACAUCAUGAAAUGGGUCAGCGAUGUGGACGAGUACGCCCCGGAAGGUGUCCAGAAGAUCCUGAUCGGGAAUAAGGCAGACGAAGAGCAGAAACGGCAGGUGGGCCGAGAGCAGGGGCAGCAGCUGGCACGGGAGUAUGGCAUGGACUUCUAUGAAACAAGUGCCUGCACCAACCUCAACAUUAAAGAGUCCUUCACGCGGCUGACCGAGCUGGUGCUGCAGGCGCACAGGAAGGAGCUGGAUGGGCUGCGGACGCGGGCCAGCCACGAACUGGCCUUGAUGGAGCCGGAGGAGGAGGAGGGCAAGCCCGAUGGCUCAGCGAACUCUUCUAAAACCUGCUGGUGCUGAGGGUCAUGCCUGGGGCCGCCCCACACCACACACCCCGUUCCCUCAGGAGGUCUAUGGGCAGCCAGGGAGGCCAGGCCCUGACCCGCUGCCGGCCUCUCAUUCGAUGACCCUGUUGAGCAUCAGUAGCUGCUCCUCCCCUGCCUGGCCCUGAUGGGCGGCACUUCGUCCCCAGCUGGCCUCAGGCCUGCUCUGACCUGACCUCGUGCUCUGGGCAUCUCAUUGCCCCCAGUACCCCAGGCUGGGCCCAAGGUGCGGUCAGGGCUGCUUUAAAGCGCCUCCACGUCUGCUCCCUGCUCCCUCUCUCUGGCCCCCCUCUUGCUGUGGCCCCUUUCCUCCUGUGUGUUCUGGGUCAAGGCCCCUCCCCACAACAUGUCCUGCUGUGGGUGACUGCAGCUGCAGCACCCCAUUUUAGCCCUAUCCAAGGGAAUGGACGUAGGCUCUGGGAGGUGACCCACCACUCUGCUCUGGAGUGAGCCCCUAGCUUUGAGGGUUGUGGGGAGCUGAAGGUUUCAGGGUAUCUCUUCCUCCUCUCCUCCCCACUUCCCCUGCUGUGCCAUGGGGAGAAGGAGCAACAUCAGGAGGACAUGCCACCUGCUGGGCCUCAAGCCCGGGGGUCCGUCCAUCCUACCUCCACCUGCUCCCCAACCUGAGCUCCGCCUUGCUCGGCUGCCUGCCUGCCUCCCUGUACGUGGACUGUGCUUGGAGGCAGGUGCUUCAGAGGACACAAUGGCGAGGGGUGCCGAGGGGUCACCUCCAUUCUCUACCUCCCGUGUGGCAGGUAUAUAGCUCCUCCCCAACCCUGCCCAGAAUUUAUAGAUAUGGACCAAAGCCCGAGGGGACUGCAGGAAUGAGGAGAGGCCUGGGCCCAGGAGACUGUCAGGUAGCUGUGCGCUGUGAACGGAGGACCAGCUCCUAGGUGACAAGGGCGGGGCGGAGUGGGCCACAGUGGGUCUUUCGCAAGGCCACAGGGCAUCCAGCCCCAUCAUUCUCUUCCUCAGGUUAGGAGAGCCCUCUGUGGACUUUCCUCCCUGGCAGAGGUUAGAGGUCAUGUAGUCAAACCAGUCUUCUCUCACCGAUUCCAGUCUCCCAGUUUUAAGGUUUUCCUGGGAAGAGGGAAAGACUUUCUGGAAAGAGAGAGAGAGCCACUCAGAGCAGAAGUGCUUGGUGCUGUGAUGUUAGCCUUCAAGGCCAAGUGCCCACCUCUUCCGCUCGCUGAGUGCUGGCCCACUGGGCUGUGGCUACCAGUGAUGGGGAAGGAGAGAAGAGGACUCCUCUCCCAGAGUCUGAUGUUCUGGAAGCUUCUUAAACCCCCCAGGACCUGAGAGUAGCUGGAAGAAGCCCCUUCUUUCCCAUCCCAGGGUGCAAGGAGCAAG
Ochotona curzoniae (black-lipped pika) is the source of this 1827-nucleotide messenger RNA. Its product is annotated as ras-related protein Rab-15-like. The record is from RefSeq and is a predicted model, not a curated record. Gene Ontology annotation, molecular function: GTPase activity; GTP binding. The annotation marks the transcript as partial. NCBI's taxonomy places the organism in Eukaryota, Metazoa, Chordata, Mammalia, Lagomorpha, Ochotonidae. The transcript is spliced from 5 exons.